AAAGGUUGUGGUGAUCGAAGGAAAAAGGCAAAAUAAGGAGGGUUUCCUUCGUUUCUGUAUCGGUUUUCACCACCACCCACUGCCUCUUCUUCACUCGCUCACAUCCCAAAACCAAUUUUUCCUCCUCUUGUUCGUUCGUUCGUUCGUUCGUUCGUUAUGUCUCGCCACCCACAAAAUUAAAUUAAAAUAAAAUCCCUCGAUUCAAAUAAUUUCUCAAGAAAUUACCCAAAAGAAACAAACAAGAUGAGCUUGGAUCCAGUCGUACAGCGCGUUAAUCGCAAUGUUGAUGAACAUAUCGCCCAGCUCAUGCAGUGCAAACCCUUAUCUGAACAAGAGGUUAGGUCACUAUGUGAUAAGGCAAAGGAGAUCCUGAUGCAAGAAAGCAAUGUGCAGCCGGUUAAAAGUCCUGUGACAAUCUGUGGGGAUAUUCAUGGGCAGUUUCAUGAUCUUGCAGAGCUUUUCCGGAUUGGAGGGAAGUGCCCAGAUACAAAUUACUUGUUCAUGGGAGAUUAUGUUGAUCGUGGUUAUUACUCGGUUGAAACAGUGACUCUCUUGGUGGCUCUCAAAGUGCGUUAUCCACAGCGGAUUACUAUUUUAAGAGGAAACCAUGAAAGUCGGCAGAUCACUCAAGUUUAUGGGUUUUAUGAUGAAUGCCUAAGGAAAUAUGGUAGUGCUAACGUGUGGAAGACAUUUACGGAUCUAUUUGACUAUUUUCCGCUGACUGCAUUGGUGGAGUCUGAGAUCUUUUGUCUCCAUGGUGGAUUAUCCCCUUCCAUUGAAACUCUUGAUAAUAUAAGGAACUUCGAUCGUGUUCAAGAAGUGCCCCAUGAGGGGCCCAUGUGUGAUCUUUUAUGGUCUGAUCCUGACGAUCGCUGCGGUUGGGGUAUCUCUCCUCGGGGUGCUGGAUAUACAUUUGGCCAAGACAUAUCUGAGCAAUUUAAUCAUACCAACAACUUGAAGCUGAUUGCAAGAGCACACCAGCUGGUUAUGGAGGGAUUCAACUGGGGUCAUGAACAAAAGGUUGUGACGAUUUUCAGUGCACCUAAUUAUUGUUACCGUUGUGGGAACAUGGCUUCAAUCCUUGAAGUAGAUGAUUGCAAGGGUCACACUUUCAUUCAGUUUGAACCAGCUCCAAGGCGGGGAGAGCCAGAUGUGACCCGUAGGACGCCAGAUUAUUUCUUAUGAUGCUAUCUUGAUUCAACUGGCUCAUGGGAAAUACGCAAAAUGAAAAAGGGCAUAAUCAUCAUUAUCAUCAUCAUCAUCAUCGUUUUACUGGGAAAUGAGGCAGCGAUCUUGGUGUAAUUUGCUGCUGCACAAACGCAGUAUCAUUUUUUCUUUCAGUUUUCUUGUUUGUAGAGGAAAGAUAAAUGUCGGUCGUUUGAUUGAUGUCUUUUCCUUUUCCUGCUUUUUGCUGUUUCUUAUAAUUCUUUGUGACCUUAGUUAAUUAAGAAUACUUGCUAUUAAAUUCUUCCCAAGGUUCACUCA
Messenger RNA from Cynara cardunculus var. scolymus (artichoke), 1485 nucleotides. Its product is annotated as serine/threonine-protein phosphatase PP2A-2 catalytic subunit-like. Gene Ontology annotation, molecular function: protein serine/threonine phosphatase activity. The coding region runs from base 244 to 1185 and encodes 313 amino acids. The record is from RefSeq and is a predicted model, not a curated record. Gene Ontology annotation, biological process: peptidyl-serine dephosphorylation; mitotic cell cycle. The transcript is spliced from 11 exons. NCBI's taxonomy places the organism in Eukaryota, Viridiplantae, Streptophyta, Magnoliopsida, Asterales, Asteraceae. Gene Ontology annotation, cellular component: cytosol.